Molecule: messenger RNA, 1947 nt
Organism: Recurvomyces mirabilis
Lineage: Eukaryota; Fungi; Ascomycota; Dothideomycetes; Mycosphaerellales; Teratosphaeriaceae
Exons: 1
Coding region: 1-1947 (648 amino acids)
Biological process (GO): phosphatidylinositol acyl-chain remodeling
Cellular component (GO): endoplasmic reticulum; endomembrane system
Molecular function (GO): acyltransferase activity
Source: RefSeq, a predicted model, not a curated record
AUGGUCGCCAGAAGUGUGGCUUCCGAAGGAGGAGCUGGACUGACCCUCACCAAGUCAGGUGUGAACAAUCCGAAUCCUCUUCAACAUGGCGGUAUGGGACAGGCAGAGCGUGCCUUCAGCGCCGCGUCGACAUUCCUCUCCGGUCUACUGGCUAUAUCAGCAUCGCAGUUCAUCGGUGCACCACUCAAGCUUGUUGAUGAGAAAUUUUACGAUGGCUACAUGGCCUGGACGAAGGAGUCCUUCGCAGUGCUCAUGACCACGAUCACGCAGUGGUGGGCACCGACUGUCGUCCGUAUUAGUGGCGAUGAAAGCAUGAAAGGCCAGAUCUACCAGAUGGACGACGGGACAUUGAAGUGCAACUUCCCGCAUCGGCUUGUGUUGAUGGCGAAUCAUCAGUUGUAUACAGACUGGCUGUAUCUGUGGUGGGUCGCAUACACUAACAAGAUGCAUGGCCGUAUCUACAUCAUCCUCAAGGAGAGUUUGAAACAGCUCCCAAUCUUCGGCUGGGGAGCGCAAUUCUAUAAUUUCAUUUUUCUUAGCAGAAAAUGGGAGACAGAUCGAUGGCGAUUCAAGAAAGCUCUCAACCAUCUGCAGAACCCUAUGGACCCAAUGUGGCUGCUUAUCUUUCCAGAAGGAACCAAUCUAUCGGCUGUAACAAGGGAGAAGUCUGCCUCCUGGGCGAAGAAGUCAGGCGUGAAAGACAUGAAGCAUCAGCUAUUACCACGGACUACAGGGUUGCAAUUCUGUCUCCAGGAACUCAAACACUCGACAAACUGGCUCUACGACUGUACAAUCGCUUACGAGGGUGUACCGAAGGGCAUGUACGGUCAAGAUAUUUUCACUCUCCGAUCAUCGUUCUUUGAAGGCCGACCGCCGAAGAGCGUGAAUAUGUUUUGGCGGCGGUACAAGAUCUCGGAGAUUCCACUCGACAACGAUGCGGCUUUUGGCCGAUGGCUCAACAACCGUUGGCGCGAGAAGGACUAUAUACUGGAAUACUUCUACAAAUUCGGCCACUUCCCUGCCAAUGAUCCCGUGUCAGCUCUGGAAGCUGUAGCAGGCAAGAAAGAACCAAAUCAUGCGAAAUUUAUCAGCACUGAAGUCAAAGGUGGUGGUUGGGACGAAUUCUUGAGCAUAUUCGGACCCAUCACUACCGCUGCCGGAGCACUAAGCAAUGUCGAUAUGACUGAGCCGUUGAACUUCGACGCACUUCUUGCAAAGGUUGCAGAACAACAACAUCUUUUGCUUGACAUUGGUAAAUCACCUAUUGCAGCGACUAGUCAGGAAGCGAUCCGUAAUGCUCUAAGGGCGGCGAACAUGCAGAAUGCACUUCCCCCGGGUGUCAUGGAGAAGUUGAUGCAGGCCGCUCCUCAGACGCAGGCAGGCAUGCAACAGGCUCUGGCAUACUCGGGCAACGCUAGAAUAGCCAAGAAAGCAGCACAAGCACCAGCAGCAAAAGCCCAAAUGUCUUCGAAAACACAACAGAACAUCGCUCGGACGGCACGACAAGCGCAAGCUGCCAUUGCACGAGCAGGCCGAGCGAACAGCGUCUCGACUAUUCCUGUAGGGGGCGAAGCUUCUAAUACUCGAAGGAAGUCAGCCACGCCCAACCCUGCAGCGACCAUGCAGAAGGCACUCCCACUGGCCAACAUGCACACUAUGGUCACUCGACCCAUCAGCACAAUGGCCGUCCAGACUGCAGCAGCCACAGUGAGGAAUGCGGCGGCUCAAAGGGCUCAGCAGAAAGGAGCCGCGCUACCGGGUCAGGCCCCCCCGAGAGCAGCGAAGGCAAGAUCAGAACCGGGCGGUGUAAGCAAGCAAGCCAAAGUGAUGCCGAAGAGAGCUCCCAAGCCAUUGACGGCCGCGAACCUUGCAGCAGCCUCCAAGAAGCAGGCGGCAGGGUCAAAAUCUGUCGGGAUGCAGAAGUAUGUUGAUGGCAAGAGGGCUUAG